Molecule: messenger RNA, 2010 nt
Organism: Gambusia affinis (western mosquitofish)
Lineage: Eukaryota; Metazoa; Chordata; Actinopteri; Cyprinodontiformes; Poeciliidae
Product: disabled homolog 2-like
Exons: 11
Coding region: 393-1517 (374 amino acids)
Source: RefSeq, a predicted model, not a curated record
UACCUAGCAACCCACGCUGAGCUCCAGCUCGUUUAAUCACCUGGUUUAAAACAAGUGUUUUGUUGUUAACUAGCCAUCCAGAAACUACUUUCUGCAUGGAUUAUACAACCAGUAUUUAAAUGGAUUUGUAAUGAACUCUUCGUGUGACUAACGCGGUUCUGGUCGCUGAGAAAAUGCCACCAAAGAGCCGGUCGUCGAGGGAAAUGCAUGACCUUAGGUGCACCAUUGAGGGAGAUCCUCCCUGUUGCUGCCUCUUCGUUCUGCUGAAAACAUUCCCAUGCAUGUGGGCCUCCCAGCGGAUGUUAAUAUAUCACCAGUGAGUCUGCAGCCUGACCUUUGACCCCCAGCGGCUUUGUCAGUGGGACAGGCCAAGCAGCUGGGUCAAAGUGAAGAUGGAUUCCCUGCAGGAAAAACAUCUGAAAGCUUCCAGGGUUUUGCAGAAUCUUAAGGAAACAAACAUUGUGACCGACACGGUGCAAACGGCCGGGAGUUAUCUCGCACAGGGCCAAGAAGCUGUCAGAAACUGGCCCCCAUACUUGACAAGAGGACCGGUUCUGGACACCAGGGCCCGGUACGAAGGGGACGGGGUCCGCUACAAAGCCAAGCUGAUCGGCUUGGACCCGCUGCCGGACCCUCAGGGAGAGAAGAUGCUGCUGGACUCCAUGAUGAAACUGAAGGGAUUUGAAGUUUCAGCGAGGAAACAGGGACAACACAAGAUGAGGAUCUGGCUGAAAAUUUCCUCCAGUGGCUUAAAGAUUCUGGAUGAGCGGACCGGGAUGGUCCUUCAUGACCACCACAGAUCCAGGAUCAGCUCGGUGACCAAAGACAAGUCGGACCCCCGAGCGCUGGCCUACAUCUACAGACAUGAAGACGCUCACAUCCUGUUCUACAUCAAGGCGGGACACCAGGCGGAUCCAAUAAUUUUGGACAUCAUGGAGGUUUGUCGCCGUGCGGAGCAACAGGAAACGUCUCAGCAACACCAGCCUACGGCAAGCCAAAAUAUCUCUUUAGUGACGCUGACUGACGGUCCGGCUUCUCCUGAAACGGGAGCAGCUCUGGAGAAUGGGUUUAGUCCUCCACCUGCACCAUCAUCAGGACAAAUAAAGCAGACGUCUUCUAGUAAUGAACUGUUGGAGAUAUUUUCUCCAGAUCCUCUGACUCCCAACAUCCCACCUGUCAGCCAGCCAGAGUCUCCACAUCCCAUCCUCUCCACCGCUCAGCUCCUCUCCAUGUUCCCCACCCAGCCACCAGGGGGCUCUCCGUACAUCUCCCCACCAGUGUCUCCCAGUUCAAUGCCCUGGAAUCAGCAGGGGCUUACUGGAAACCAGUGGCCCUUUGUCCCAGCCGGGCCACCGGCAGCGGUUACAGCGCCCCCUGCUGCUGUCCUGCCUCCACCCGGAUUCAUGAUGGCGAUGAACCCAGCCGUGCCGCCGCUAGUUAACGGAUACCAGAACGCCUCACACCCCGCGUAUCCACCGGGCGGCGCUCCUGCACCGGACAACAACCUGCUGCUCUGAACCGGCGGGACGGGAACGGCCUCGAUUUAUGUCUCCAAAUAUUUAGUUUGAUUAAUAAUCAUUAACCAAAUUAAAUAUUAAUUUAGCUUGAUUAAACUAAAUUAAUAGUUUAAAAAUUAAACUAUUAAUUAUUUUUAAUUAAUAGUCAAUUAAUUAAAAUAAUUAGUGUUGAAUCGACUUUGACGAUUCAACACUUUAAUGAACUACUUGCUAAAUUAACACUUUCCAUCUGGAAAACACAAUUCCUUUAAAAAAAACAACUUAAUUAUUAAUCUGAUACAAAGAAAUUAUUUAAUUCAAACCACAUUUGGUAUUUGAUUAUUUUCUGUUUUUGCUGAUUUUAAAACUCUCAAUCACUGAUAUGAUGUUUUGUUAAUUCGGGAUCAGAAAAUGUUCUGUUUUGUGUUUUUAAGGAGUUUUCUGCUGCACAAACUUUAAACUCCCUGUAAGUAAAUUAGAUCUUUUAUUGGAUUAAAUGACGCCUGAAAACAGA